Molecule: messenger RNA, 3303 nt
Organism: Synchiropus splendidus (mandarinfish)
Lineage: Eukaryota; Metazoa; Chordata; Actinopteri; Syngnathiformes; Callionymidae
Gene: pkp3a
Product: plakophilin 3a
Exons: 13
Coding region: 74-2614 (846 amino acids)
Biological process (GO): cell-cell adhesion; cell-cell junction assembly
Cellular component (GO): adherens junction; nucleus; cytoplasm
Molecular function (GO): cadherin binding
Source: RefSeq, a predicted model, not a curated record
GCGCCUGUAGACGGUUCGAGCUGUCGCACUGACGACGUUUCGCCGCUGCCGCUCGGCUCUGUACACCGCCAACAUGAGCAUUUCAGCCUCAGAGAACGUCUUUCUCUCCGCCCUGCAGCCCAACAGCUCGGUGACAACCUACGGACUGCCGUCAGAAGUGCACCUCGGUGGAACGUCCGGGGACGAGGUGAGCAGAGCCCGGCGGGUCCAGCAGCAGGUCCAGAUGAGACUGGCUCAGAAGUCGACACUUCCGCGUCAGAAUGGGUCCGCGGCUCACUACGCCAUGUCAGACUAUGGCGGCUCUUCCACAAUGAAAUAUCAGACCUAUAAUCCCAAUUACUCUUCCAAGUCCUCCUACAUGUACACAAACUCCAGAACAAUGGGUCCCCGUGUAGCGCAGAGGUCGGGCUUCAGCUCCAAGUCUGCUGGCCCUGACAUGGCCCAGUUUCACAAGAUCAGUGUUAGUGGAGGAGGAGGUGGUGGCGGAUUCAUUAGCGGCGGUGUUGGCAGCGGCGGCGGGGGAAGCACUAUGUAUCGUGAGGAAGUACGGGUCGGGGGCUACCAAGGCAUGACCAGGCCUCGGAUGGAGUCGGAUGCUAUAUCGCUGCAUUCAAUGCCACAACAAAUAAUGCAUGUGAAUCCCUGGAUUAAUGACAACAGUGAUGCCGCCAGCUUGAUGUCAGACCGCGAAGCGACGCUCAACCGCCAGUACACUCAGAGUGGCAUCAAUGGCUACAGCACCCAGAUGAGGCAAGGAGGGAACGCCAUGUCGUCCAUGCACAGAUCCCUAAGCGGCACGCUCGCCCGUGGUGACAGCAUGAUGGGAGGAGGAGGCGGCGGCGAGGUUCAACUGGCCCACCAGCAGUCAUACAAGGGCCCCGCUUUCCGCACCAUCAACAGGAUUAAUAACCGAAACCGCACGAGCAUGGUGUCCAUGACGGGGAGCAUGCAGCGACAGGUGUCUCAAGGUGCAGCCUCCUUCAUGGGAGACAAGGUGGACGGAGGGUUUAUCGCGUCUGGAGUGUCCUCCGGUUCCCAGGGGAACCUGAUGAUGCCCCGUCAAGGCUUGAGCCGGGCCAUGUCAGUCAAAAGCAUUCAAAGUGUCGGCAGAGGAGCCGACAUCUUCCAAACUGACCUGACUGGAAGCAUGGGAAACUUCAGCGGGAUCAACGCUUUGGACAUGGCCACUGCGGUGCAGAACCUGAGAGACCCAGACCCUGAGUUGCAGGUUCUGGGGGCAGCGUACAUUCAACAUGAGUGCUACAAUGACAGUGAUGCCAAAAAUGAGGUGCGGCGCUACAAGGGCAUUGGUGACCUUGUUCGGCUCUUCAACAGUGAAAACCAGGAAGUUCAGCGGUACGCCACGGGUGCCACACGUAACCUGAUCUAUGAGAACAUGGACAACAAGGUGGCGCUCAUUGAAGAGGGUGGCAUCCCUCAGCUGAUGGAGGCGCUGAAGGAGCCUGACCCCGAGCUCCAGAAGAACAUCACUGGUAUCAUGUGGAACCUCUCAUCUAAAGACAACCUGAAGGACAAGCUGGCCAGAGAGGUUCUCCCAGAACUGACCGAGAAGAUCCUCAUCCCUCUGUCGAGCAGCGACGAGUCAGAAGGCAUCAGGCACUCUCCCUCCGAGGCCGACAUCUUCUACAACACCACCGGAUGUUUCAGGAAUCUGAGUUCUGUGAAUGAGAAGACCCGUCAGCGGAUGAGAGAAACACCCGGGCUGGUGGAUUCUUUAGUGAACUACAUCAAGGCUUCACUGGCUGACAGCAAGUCAGAGAACAAGGGAGUGGAAAAUUCAGUCUGUAUCCUGAGGAACCUCUCCUAUCAGCUCUACUCUGAGAUGCCUCCGUCGGCUCUGAACCGCCUUGAAGGCCCCUCCAGAGCUGAGGGGUCUGGGAAGGGAGAAGCCAUCGGAUGCUUCACGCCUCAGAGCAGGAAGGCCAAAAAUAGCAUGAACCAGGAUCUGACCACCUUCUCAGAGGUGUCCCGGAUCCCCAAGGGAGUGGAGUGGCUGUGGCACCCACAGAUCAUCGGCGUGUACAAGCAGGUUUUGACUCAAUGUGAGAUCAACGCUACCACCCGCGAAGCAGCUGCUGGAGCUCUGCAGAACAUCACAGCUGGAGAUAAGAGGUGGGCUUCGGUUCUGAGCCGGCUUUCUCUGGAGCAGCAGAGAGUUCUUCCGGUUCUGUUGGACCUCCUGCGCACCAACAAUGACCUGGAGCUGCGAUCUCUCACGGGUUUCCUCAGAAACCUGUCCCGCCACGCCAGAGACAAGAAUGACAUGGCAACAAAGGUAGUGAACCACCUGGUGACCAAACUCCCAGUGGACGGACACCAGAAGGAGCCAUCCAGCGACGUGGUGGUCAACAUCUGCGGUGUCCUCAACAACCUGGUGACCAGCAGCCCCGUCGCCGCCAGGGACAUCACGUUCUUUGACGGUCUUCCCAAACUCAUCGCCAUCAAGGAGACACAAGACACCAACCAAGGGAAGAUGAAGGCCUCCAAGGCAGCUGCCACAGUCCUCAGCAACAUGUUCCAGUACAAGAAACUACAUAAAGAUUAUAAACAGAAGGGAUACCAGAAGCGGGACUUCCUGGAUGCGACCCUGUAAAAGUGCAAAAGCCAUACGAAUGUAACCAAAAGAUAAAGGACUCAGAAAUGGAUUUCACUUUUGUCAAGGCACAUGAGAGUUCCCAUGAGGGACCAGCUGUGUGCACCUUUACUUGUUUAAACACUGUAUGUUUAGUGUGGAAUCAGGGAUUUUUAUUUGUCUGAAAAGGUAUUCACAAAUAUAUGUACUGAGUGUACUGUAACACUGAAAAACUGUUUUGAAUAUACACGGUCUGUGCCUUCACGUUUCCGCUUGUUCAAAAACAUGAUUGUAAAUACAGCUCUCUCUCUGCUCCAGCAAUGUCCCUUUUAUAUUGUUUUUAUAUGCUCUUUUAUAAACUGUAGCUGCGAAUGUGUGCCAGGAAUGUGUUGUUCGUCAUGAGAAAUGAAUGUAACCAGAACGUGGUUGGGGGGAAAUGUAUAUAUGCUUUGAUUUAGACGGUGAAUUCCCAAGAUCAGUGCUGUACCGGUUCAUGUCAAGUACGAGUUUUUAGACAUUAUUUCUUCUUCGCUUAGAUCAUGUGACAUACAGUAAGGUGCAAGCGUGUGUAAGAGAAGAGUGAGGCAGAACAAAUGUAAUAUUGUGUUUUAAAAGUCUGCAAUGUAAAGUAAUAUUUUUGACCAAAUCUAUUCUCUGCUAACUUUGAUUGUCAUCUGGAUUAUUUUGGCUAAUAAAGAUUUUAAAAUGAG